This is a messenger RNA of Myotis lucifugus (little brown bat), 3577 nucleotides long. Its product is annotated as protocadherin beta-17-like. The transcript has a single exon. Gene Ontology annotation, cellular component: plasma membrane. The record is from RefSeq and is a predicted model, not a curated record. Lineage: Eukaryota; Metazoa; Chordata; Mammalia; Chiroptera; Vespertilionidae. Gene Ontology annotation, molecular function: calcium ion binding. The coding region runs from base 325 to 2715 and encodes 796 amino acids. Gene Ontology annotation, biological process: homophilic cell-cell adhesion.
CGUUUUUUUUGCUCUUACUUUGUGCUUUGAAAUGAAAACUACCUGAAGUUGUAAAACAGAACGCUGGGUGGCGCUGCAGGACAAGAGAGUAAAAACCUCUCCACGAUUCCAAGUCUACGUAAAGCCGUAAAGCCGCCUCCGACAGCUUGCAAAGGAAGCAUUUUACACCACCGGGGCUAGAGGGUUUCAGAGAGGCCGCUAUCCCCAUCCCCACGUCAGUCAAUGUUAGGAACUGACUCAAGAUUAUUGAACUAAGAUAGCAGAGUUGGCUGCAAAGCAAUCAUUUUGUGAUUUAAUACUGGAUCGUUUGGACAAGGAGGAAGGAUGGAGACGCCGCUCCCCAAAGCGCCCCGGAAAAGGCAAGUGACCGCCAUUAUUAUUCUAUUACUAUUGUGGGAGGCGGGCGGUGCGACCAUUAACUAUUCCGUUCUAGAAGAGAGGGAGAGCGGCUCUUUUGUGGCCAACCUCGCCAAAGAUCUGGGUCUGGGCUUAGGGGAGCUGGCCGCGCGUGGCGCCCGGAUUCUAUCCAAAGGGAACAGACAGCAUUUGCAGCUCGAGCAGAAGAGUGGGUAUUUGCUCCUCAAAGAAAAAUUGGACCGGGAAGAGUUGUGUGGUGACACGGACCCGUGUAUACUGCAUUUCCAGGUGUUACUGAAAAACCCGCUGCAGUUUAUUCAAGGGGAACUCCAGCUCCGAGAUGUAAAUGACCAUGCCCCAGAAUUCUUGGAACAGGAAAUCCUCCUGAAAAUCCCGGAAAGCAGCCAUCCUGGGACUGCAAUUCCUUUGAAAACAGCUCAGGAUUUAGACGUGGGCAGCAACACAGUUCAGAACUACACCAUUAGCACCAACCCUCAUUUCCACCUUUUCACUCGCAGUCACAGCGAUGGCAGGAGAUACCCCGAGCUGGUGCUGGACAAAACACUGGACCGUGAAGAGCAGUCAGAGCUCAGGUUAACCCUCACGGCGCUGGACGGUGGGUCGCCGCCCAGGACUGGGACUUCCCAGGUUGUCGUUGCGGUCCUGGACAUAAAUGACAACGCCCCUGAGUUUGCUCAGCUGCUCUAUGAGGUGCAGGUCUCAGAGAACAGCCCUGUAGGCUCCCUUGUCAUCACCGUCUCCGCUAGAGAUUUAGAUGCUGGGACCCAUGGCGAGCUCUCCUACUCGUUUUUCCAAUCAUCAAAUCAUGCCAUUCAGGUGUUUGAAAUAAACGCAGUCACGGGAGAACUUCGGUUAAAAAGAAUGCUGGAUUUUGAGGAAAUUCGGUCUUACCGUAUGGAAAUUGAGGCUUCAGACGGUGGAGGCCUUUCUGGGAAAUGCACCGUAGCCAUAGAAGUGAUGGAUAUAAAUGACAACGCCCCGGAACUGACCAUGUCAUUACUCAUCCGUGACAUCCCAGAAAACACCCCAGACGCUGUGGUAGCUGUUUUUGGAAUUUCAGAUCCAGACUCUGGAGACAAUGGCAAAAUGACUUGUGUCAUCCAAGACCAUCUCCCCUUCCUACUGAAACUUACUGUAGAAAAUUUCUACACCUUGGUAACAGAAGGAGCGCUGGACAGAGAGAAUCAGGCCGAGUACAACAUCACCAUCACCGUCACCGACAUGGGGACCCCCAGGCUGAAAACCCAGCACAACAUCACCCUGCUGGUCUCCGACGUCAACGACAACGCCCCCGCCUUCACCCAAACCUCCUACACCCUGUUCCUCCGCGAGAACAACAGCCCCGCCCUGCACAUCGGCAGCGUCAGCGCCACAGACAGAGACGCGGGCGCCAACGCCCAGCUCACCUACUCGCUGCUGCCGCCCCACGACCCGCAGCUGCCCCUGGCCUCGCUGGUGUCCAUCAACGCGGACAACGGCCACCUGUUCGCCCUGAGGGCGCUGGACUUCGAGGCGCUGCAGGCGUUCGAGUUCCGCGUGGGCGCCACGGACCGCGGGUCCCCCGCGCUGAGCAGCCAGGCGCUGGUGCGCGUGCAGGUGCUGGACGCCAACGACAACGCGCCCUUCGUGCUGUACCCGCUGCAGAACGGCUCUGCGCCCUGCACCGAGCUGGUGCCCAGGGCGGCCGAGCCGGGCUACCUGGUGAGCAAGGUGGUGGCGGUGGACGCAGACUCGGGCCAGAACGCCUGGCUGUCGUUCCAGCUGCUCAAGGCCACGGAGCCCGGGCUGUUCGGCGUGUGGGCGCACAAUGGCGAGGUGCGCACGGCGCGGCUGCUGAGCGAGCGCGACGCGGCCAAGCACAGGCUGCUGGUGCUGGUCAAGGACAAUGGCGAGCCCGCGCUGUCUGCCAGCGUCACGCUGCACGUGCUGCUGGUGGAUGGCUUCUCGCAGCCCUACCUGCCGCUGCCCGAAGCGGCGGCCGACCAGGCGCAGGCCGACCCGCUGACCGUGUACCUGGUCAUCGCGUUGGCGUCGGUGUCGUCGCUGUUCCUGUUCUCGGUGCUGGCGUUCAUCGCGGUGCGGCUGUGCAGGCGGAGCAGGGCCGCCUGGGUGGGUGGCUGUUCGGUGCCUGAGGGCCACCUUCCGGGCCACCUGGUGGACGUCAGCGGUACAGGGACCUUGUCCCAGAGCUACCAGUAUGAGGUGUGUCUCACAGGAGGCUCCGGAUCAAAUGAGUUCAAAUUCUUGAAACCGAUUAUCCCCAACCUCCUACCCCAAGGCGCUAAUGAAGAAAUAGAGGGAAAUGCCACAUUCCAGAAUAACUUCGGAUUCAAUUAGGAAUCUCAUCAUGAUGCAGUGUCUUUUGUAAGAUCUUUAGUUGCUCCAGGUACAGAGUUUGAGAGCGUCAUGGACAAAAAUCCUAACUCUAAGUAUAGCCUGGAUUUCCCUUUUGGGUGUCAGUGGCAUGGGGACCAGUAUGAGGUGUGUCUGAACAGAAGCUUAGGAACCAGCGAGUUCAUGUUCCUCAAACCAACUGUCGGCAAGUUUAUGGGUGAAGGGGCUGGUAGGGACACCGAGGAAAACUCUAACUUUACAAAUAAUUUUGAGUUCAAUCAGGAAUCUCAUCUUGAAAAGACCUGAUAAAUGAUAAUAUACAUUCGGGUAUUUCCCAACCCUUGCAUUCACAGAAGAGCGUACAUAUUCACACAUUCAUAAUUAUUGCCAUUUUUAUAGUUAUUGCAACCUGUUGAAGUAUUUCAUAUUCUGAAUCUCUAGGUGUUUUUGUUGUUUUGUCAGGUUUUCUCCCUCACAUUUUGCAUGAUCCUACAAUAGCAGAGCACUGGUGUUUCUCGGGAUUUUGGGGUAAGAUUUUUGGAAGUUACAAAUGUUUUCAGAUUCCUGAUAUUUUAGCUUGUUCACUGAUAUAUUGUUAUGAUUAAGAGACUUGUGUUUAAUGAUUAUCAUCAGCAUGAGUCUAACUAAUGUAAAUGAUGGCUUUUAGUUUUAAAAAUAAUUUUCAUUUAUGCAAAAAUUACUGUGACCUUGUAAAUUAUUUGAUUCCUGUAAUGUUGUUUCAAAAACACUGCCGUAGAUUUUCAAAUGAACUAAUAUUUUAGCUGGAUGUUUUCUAAGUUGAGUAUUUUCUUUCAAAAUUGAGAGCAUGUAGUUAGACCACCUGCUAUAAUUUUAAAUGAUUCAA